Phytophthora infestans T30-4 is the source of this 735-nucleotide messenger RNA. RefSeq names its product PLAC8 family protein. NCBI's taxonomy places the organism in Eukaryota, Oomycota, Peronosporomycetes, Peronosporales, Peronosporaceae. The record is from RefSeq and is a predicted model, not a curated record. The transcript has a single exon. Bases 50 to 709 code for a protein of 219 amino acids.
AAAGCCUCCAGCAGCUUCGUCUUCAUCGAGUCGUCAAACUUUAACCACCAUGAAUCAAGCUCCCAGCACCCAGACACCAGCAGCACCCGUGGAAGCCCCGUACUGGGAACAGCAGAACGGUACUGUCCAGGCCGCCAAGCCGGGUGUAAUGAAGGAUCUCGAGAGUGAAGACGGUUUGACAAGAGGCCAGUGGCAAGUCGGCUUCUGGGAUUGCUUCACGACUCUCAUGCCCAACUGCUUCAUGGUCACGUUCUGCUCGUGCGUCUCGGUGGCUCAGAUUUCAGCACGUCUUGGUGUUACCACGUACUCGAAGGCCCUUAUCACCUGCUUGGUGAUCAUCCUCGCGGAGUAUGUGACUAGCGGUAUCGCCGCGAGAGCAGCUUCCAGCAGCUACACAGUCGAGACGAACUACACCACGGAUGGAACGUCGUACACGUAUUCGACUAGCAGCGAUUCUGGGGCUGCAGUUAUCGUGUACCGAGGAGUCACGAUUAUGGUCCAUGUGCUGUUUGCUCUGUUCGUGAUGCACCUGCGCACGACGACUCGCGAGCGCUUCCAGAUCCCCGGCAGCACUCGCAACGACUUCUUCGCUGGUUUCUGCUGCUCCUGCUGUGCUCUCGCCCAAAUGGCGACCCACGUCAAGAGCUACACACCUGGAAGCUGCGAGUUUGGCCAGGUGGCGGCCACGCUGCCUCCUUACACGAAGUAGACGGGAAUGGUACACGUGCAUGCACU